CUGGACCGAGGGCUAUACCACGAGAUCUUCACUGCGUACAAACUUGUCCAGGAUUAUAAAAUCACGCAUGGUAGUCAGAUCUCCAGACCCCUCACUGAAUCGGAGAAGCGAGAGGGUCUCAAUGGCAGCUCCCAAAUGAUCACGGUGCCCUUACAAGGUAACAAGUACAGAGAGAUAGACAUGGUCUACAACGAGGGUGGAAUUACCCAUAUCGUCGAGGCUAAGAACACCAAGACUGUUGAUCACAGUCAGCUCCAGCCCAACAUCCAACUGGCGCAACAAAUCCAAGGAGCCUUGGUCUAUGCGAUCGGCGAAAAGGAUGGUCAGGAACGAGCUCUUAAAGAGGCAUACAAAAAGCUCCAAGCUCAACACCAGUCUAGCAGCACUGGGAACUUCCCUCCUUUGCAUGUCCUGCGUAUCCCGGACAAAGUCUCGAACAUCAUGUCCGACAACAAGCCGAUGAGUCUACUGUCGCUUUCAUCGACGUUUCAGGUUUCCCAGUUCAACAUAGCUGAAGUUACGGGGGAGUUUGACCACGAAGAACGUGGGUUUUCGCUGUUUAGAUAGAAUGGUGCAUGAGUUAGUUGGCUACAGAUUCUGCGAAGGUUGACAGGUGAAGGAUAUCAAGAAAUACAACGAUACAAUUUAUGACACUCUAUACUAUAUUUCAC
Fusarium oxysporum Fo47 is the source of this 671-nucleotide messenger RNA. RefSeq lists its product as uncharacterized. NCBI's taxonomy places the organism in Eukaryota, Fungi, Ascomycota, Sordariomycetes, Hypocreales, Nectriaceae. The transcript has a single exon. The coding region runs from base 136 to 567 and encodes 143 amino acids. The record is from RefSeq and is a predicted model, not a curated record.